UACCUGUUACUCAUGUGGUUUAUCAGAACUGACAGCGAGUCUCACACUACGGAGGAAAAACGUGGACAAUAACUUGCCGUUUUGCGUUAUUUUUCAGUAAUAUUAUCAGUUUGACAACGAGUCAAAUACCAAGCGAAAAUGACAAAACAGUCCUCAUUGUUACUUCGCAAACAAUUAGCAGAGCUCAAUAAGAAUCCAGUGGAAGGAUUUUCAGCCGGUCUUGUGGACGACGAAGACAUCUACAAGUGGGAAGUGCUGAUCUAUGGACCCCAGGAUACAUUGUAUGAAGGAGGUGUAUUUAAAGCAUCCCUCACCUUUCCUAAAAACUAUCCCUUGAAACCCCCCAAGAUGAAGUUUAUUACAGAGAUCUGGCACCCAAAUGUGGCUAAAAAUGGUGACGUGUGCAUCUCCAUUCUGCAUGAUCCUGGUGAGGAUAAAUACGGCUAUGAGAAGCCUGAGGAGCGCUGGCUGCCAGUUCAUACAGUGGAAACUAUAAUGAUCAGUGUAAUAUCCAUGUUAGCUGACCCCAAUGGAGACUCUCCUGCCAAUGUAGAAGCAGCGAAAGAAUGGAGGAAAGACCCAAAUGGAAUCUUUAAGAAGAAGGUUGCUCGCUGUGUUAGGAGGAGUCAAGAGACUGCUUUUGACUAGAAUCUUUACAGUUCUUUUUUUCAGACCUAGAGUGUUAUUUCAUACCUGACAGUUUCGACUGCUCACUAGCGUCUUCCUCAGAGUGGUCACGUGAAAAAAAGAACCUAAUAACAUAGAAUAUCGGAAGACCAAAUGAAUCUCAUUGGACUCCUUACUCAUGUUCUUUUUAGGUUGGAACUUGACAGGAACAAAUGACGUUGCACUUUAAUAAGCUCUCAGUGCCAAAGUGGAGCGUCUGUUUGUUACAAUGUGUUUUAUUUUCUAAUUUGAGUGUGUGAAAUAAUUUAUUGCCAUUUUAAAUAGGAUUAUGUUGUCUUCUCUGUGUCCACACUACUAUAUUUGCCUCAUUUGAUUUUUAAAUGCAGUGUUCUCUCAUUGACUUGUUCAAGUUCUUAUUUAUUUCAUUAAUUUCACUUUUUUGUAAUGUAUUUGUAUUUUUAAAUUCCGCAUUGAGCCAUUCACACAAGAGUUUACAAAGUCUUUUGUAUCUUUGUUUGGUUUUUCUUUAUUGUUAUCAAAGCCUUAUGUCUUAAAGUCUGUUGUCAAAUAAAAUGCGAAAUGAA
Molecule: messenger RNA, 1211 nt
Organism: Boleophthalmus pectinirostris (great blue-spotted mudskipper)
Lineage: Eukaryota; Metazoa; Chordata; Actinopteri; Gobiiformes; Gobiidae
Product: ubiquitin-conjugating enzyme E2 G1-like
Exons: 6
Coding region: 139-648 (169 amino acids)
Biological process (GO): proteasome-mediated ubiquitin-dependent protein catabolic process; protein polyubiquitination
Molecular function (GO): ubiquitin conjugating enzyme activity
Source: RefSeq, a predicted model, not a curated record